UACGACUAACGGAGUGGGUUGAGUUAAGUAAGUUAUCAAACACCGAGUCUCGGACAGAGGAACAACUCAAGUGAUGAUUAUAAAGCGGAUCAUCCACCCGACCCGGAAACCCAAACCCGGUUCAAUCGCUCUCUUCACCACCGUAUCUUCUCCGGCAUCUCCGCCACCAGAUCCUCUCAUUUCCGACGCCGUCUCAAUCCUAACUCACCACCGUUCCAAAUCCCGAUGGUCAACUCUCCGGUCUCUCCACCCUUACGGAUUCACACCUUCUCAGUUCUCCGAAAUCACCCUCCGCCUCCGCAACAACCCUCACCUCUCUCUCCGUUUCUUCCUCUUCACUCGCCGCUUCUCUCUCUGCUCACACGACGUCGGCUCUUGCUCGACACUAAUCCACAUCCUCGCUCGAUCUCGUCUCAAAAGCCACGCUAGUGAAGUCAUACGUCUUGCUCUCCGUUUAGCCGACGACGAAGACGAAGACGAAGACAGAGUCUUGAAACUGUUCCGUUCGUUGAUCAAGAGUUAUAAUCGAUGUGGGUCUGCUCCGUUUGUGUUUGAUCUGUUGGUAAAAUCGUGUCUUGAUUCGAAAGAGAUCGAUGGAGCUGUGAUGGUAAUGAGGAAACUAAGUUCUAGAGGAAUCAGUUUACAGAUUAGUACUUGUAAUGCUUUGGUUUCAGAGGUUUCUAGGCGUAGAGGUGCUUCUAAUGGUUACAAGAUGUAUAGAGAAGUGUUUGGUUUAGAUGAUGUUAUUAAGGUAGAUGAAGGUACUAAGAAGAGGUUAGGUAAGGUUAAGCCGAAUGCGAACACGUUUAAUUCGAUGAUGAUGAGUUUUUAUAGAGAAGGUGAGACUGAGAUGGUGGAGAGGAUUUGGAGAGAAAUGGAAGAUGAAGUUGGAUGUUCUCCCAAUGGUUAUAGUUACUGUGUUUUGAUGGAGGCGUAUUGUGCACGAGGUUUGAUGAGUGGAGCUGAGAAGAUAUGGGAAGAGAUGAAGGUGAAAGGAGUUGUUUUUGAUGUUGUGGCUUAUAACACUAUGAUUGGUGGGCUUUGUAGUAACUUAGAGGUUAAGAAAGCAAAUGAGCUUUUUCGAGAAAUGGGGUUGAAGGGGAUUGAGUGUACUUCUUUAACCUAUGAGCAUCUUGUUAACGGGUAUUGUAAAGUUGGGGAUGUUGAAUCGGCUUUGGUUGUUUAUAGGGAGAUGAAAAGGAAGAGUUUUGAGGCAGAGGGUUUAACUAUUGAGGCGUUAGUGGAUGGACUAUGUGGUAGGGAUAGAGACAGAGUUGUUGAAGCUGCGGAGAUGGUGAAGGAUGCGGUGAGAGAAUCUGAGUUUUAUCCUAGUCGAAAGUGUUAUGAGUUGUUGAUAAAGAGGUUGUGUGAAGAAGGAAUGAUGGAGAGAGCAUUGAACAUUCAGGCUGAGAUGGUGGGGAAAGGUUUUAAGCCGAGUCAAGAGACAUAUAGAGCCUUUAUCGACGGGUAUGGAAUAGCAGUUGAUGAAAAAACAUCUGCAUUGUUGGCUAUUGAAAUGGCUGAAUCACUCAAGCUAAGAGCAGAGGAAGAAAGCUAGAGUGAUUCAGCCAAAUCACAUAGAAACCAAUCGGUGACACAAUGUGGUAUGAGUUUUGUCUUGUGGUAGACAAUGUAAUACUAUAAUGUUUGGCAAGGGGAGAUUAAAUCCACAAUAACACCUCAUGACCAUAUCUUUUUUCUGAAGCAAUUCUUAUUCAAACCACAUUCAUUGAUAGUUACGACUUACGAGAGACAGAAUCAUACAAAGGAAUCACUCUUACAUGGAAGUUAAAAAAACUAAUGGAAAAGGAACAGGAGAGUUCUGAA
Molecule: messenger RNA, 1827 nt
Organism: Camelina sativa (false flax)
Lineage: Eukaryota; Viridiplantae; Streptophyta; Magnoliopsida; Brassicales; Brassicaceae
Product: pentatricopeptide repeat-containing protein At2g15980-like
Biological process (GO): mitochondrion organization; RNA processing
Cellular component (GO): mitochondrion
Molecular function (GO): mRNA binding; protein binding
Source: RefSeq, a predicted model, not a curated record